This is a messenger RNA of Dibothriocephalus latus, 489 nucleotides long. The record is from the annotation of a GenBank genome assembly. NCBI's taxonomy places the organism in Eukaryota, Metazoa, Platyhelminthes, Cestoda, Diphyllobothriidea, Diphyllobothriidae.
AUGUCCGAACUUCGCAAUCGCAUAAAGAUCAUCGCCCUCUUCCACGAAGAACUGGAUAGCCAGAAGGCGUCGAUUGUAAAGGCCGUCCUUGGUGAACCUGCAUUCUGCGAACCCUUCGUCGAUUUGCUGGUGCAGAGUCCGAAGAACUCCGAUCCGCGCUUCUAUGCGCCUACACCACCGACGACAGCUUCUAAGGCGGCGUCACAGUCGGAGAGCAGUGUUCACUUCAGCACCUCGCCACCCCUGGUUCCCCCGACCGCCCCGCACAGCCCACCCGCCCUGGAUGCCGAUGAGUUGGAGGCGCAGGAACUGACUCUGGGUGAACUGGUUGUCAAGGCAGUUCACCGUAUUCUUUGGCCAGGCGAAAGCGCUCUCAAUGGAGAUAAUGCCGUCAACGUGGUGAAUGAAUCUGUAACGACUAUCGCUGAGUUGGUGGUGCUCAAAAAGAACAUUUUAAAUCCUCACAAUAUGCUCCGACAUGAGGCGUGA